Meyerozyma guilliermondii ATCC 6260 is the source of this 1746-nucleotide messenger RNA. RefSeq lists its product as uncharacterized. NCBI's taxonomy places the organism in Eukaryota, Fungi, Ascomycota, Pichiomycetes, Serinales, Debaryomycetaceae. The transcript has a single exon. The record is from RefSeq and is a predicted model, not a curated record. Gene Ontology annotation, biological process: transmembrane transport. Gene Ontology annotation, molecular function: transmembrane transporter activity. Gene Ontology annotation, cellular component: membrane. The coding region runs from base 1 to 1746 and encodes 581 amino acids.
AUGGUUGCGAAAAACUGCCACAGUGUUGCAAUCUACCACAUCGAACCGCCUCAAGACGGGCCAAUCUGUUCCAACUCGUAUAUUGAGCCCACUAUAAAACCACACGACCACUGCCCAGAACUGUACUUACUAAUGAGCCAAGAUCCAGUACCACCACAGAAACUCGAGGUUUCCACCUCAGUCAAGUCUUUGGACUCUGAGGAAACUUUUUAUGACAACCCUUUUCUUGACCCCAAGGUUGCAGAGUACUAUCGAGGGUUGUACGAGGCUUCGAAAUAUGAGUGCCGGGCCGCUUUUGAUCCGGAAUUUGACUGGACUCCGGAAGAAGAGAAAAAAUUGGUACGCAAGCUCGAUUAUAGAGUGGCUCUUACUGCCUGUAUUAUGUUUGUGAGUUUGCAAGUUGACCGAGGAAACUUGUCGCAGGCUGUUUCCGACAACUUUUUGACCGACUUGGGGCUUACAACCAACAACUAUAACGUGGGAAAUACCAUUUUUUUGGUGUGCUUUCUCUUGGCGGAAAUUCCUUCGCAGCUCAUAUCGAAAAGAUUGGGUCCAGAUAUUUUCGUGCCAGCCCAGAUUGUGUCUUGGAGUAUUGUUGCCAUGACACAAGGUGCUCUCAGUGGAAAAUGGUCUUUCUAUAUUACUCGUGGUUUAAUUGGUGGAUUGGAAGGAGGAUUUAUUGCCGAUUUGGUUCUUUGGCUUACUUACUUCUACAAGUCCAAAGAACUUCCAAUUAGGUUGUCGUGGUUCUGGACAACCCUCUCGCUUGUUCAGAUCGUUACUGCGCUUUUGGCAUUUGCAAUUCUUCGCAUGCGUGGUGUCCAUGGAAUGGCAGGGUGGAGAUGGCUUUUUAUCCUUGAAGGUCUCUUUACGCUUUUGAUUGGAAUUGCUUCGUUCUACUUGAUGGUUCCGCUGGCUGUGCAGACCAGAAACAAGCUCCAUCCCAAAGGCUGGUUUACCGAGAGGGAAGAGAAAAUCGUGGUUAAUCGAGUUCUUCGGGACGACCCAUCCAAGGGAGACAUGCACAAUAGACAGGCGCUUUCUUUGAGGGGGAUCUACAAAUCGUUGAGCGACUAUGAUCUCUGGCCAAUUUAUGCCAUUGGUAUAAUUGCCUAUGUUCCCACCGGUACAGUCAACACAUACUUGACGUUGUCGUUGAGACACUUGGGAUUUUCCACUUUAAACACAAAUUUGUUGACGAUACCCGCAGCGGUAAUUCAUAUUAUCAUGCUCUUGAUCCCUACGUGGGUCUCAGAAAGAAUUAACCAAAAGGCUCUAUUGGCAUUGAUAGUACCAUUGUGGACCAUACCCUUGAUCGGGGUGUUAGCGUUCUGGAAAGAUUCCAUGAAAAACCCUUGGGGAACUUGGACGGUAGCUACCCUUUUGAUUGGUGGGCCGUAUAUUCAUGCUAUUUGUGUGGCAUGGGUAUCCAGAAAUUCCAAUAGUAUUCGAACCCGAUCGGUGGGUUCUGCCGUUUACAACAUGAUGGUACAGGUUGGAGGCAUCAUCAGUGCCAACAUCUACCGCAAAGAUGAUGCUCCCAUCUAUCGCCGUGGAAAUAGGACUCUAUUUGGCAUUGCGAUAGCGUUGGUUCCGGUGUUACUUUUUGCUAAAGCGUACUAUGUUUUCCGCAACAAACAGAGACAGGCCAAAUGGAACUCUUUUACUGCUGAAGAGAAGGAAGAGUACCUCAAAAAUACAAAAGAUGAGGGAAAUAAGAGACUUGAUUUUAGAUUCUCUCACUAG